GCCACAAGGAAAUUAUAUUGAAGAGCACCAGAAAAAACAUGGUCACAGAUUGGAUUAUUUUGAAACUAAACGAAAGAAGGAGGCUCGUUUACAUAACAAGACCUCAAAGAUGGCAACCAAGUUGAGAGGUAUCAAGGCUAAACUCUUCUCCAAGAAACGUCACGCCGAAAAGGUUCAAAUGCAAAAACAAAUUAGAGAACAUGAACAAAAGAAUAAGGAAGAACGUACACCAAGUGAAGAUAUUGUUCAUGGUGGAGCUGUUCCAUCUUAUUUGAUGGAUCGUGAAGGUGUUUCACAUGCAAAGAUUCUCUCAAAUACUCUUAAACAAAAGAGAAAGGAAAAGGCUGGUAAAUGGGCUGUUCCUGUACCAAAGGUUAGAGCUUUGAAUGAAGAUGAAAUGUUCAAGAUUGUUCGUAGUGGUAAGAGAAAGAGACAAAUGUAUAAGAGAAUGAUCAAUAAGGUCAGUUAUGUAGGUGAAGAUUUUACCAGAAAACCACCUAAAUUUGAAAGAUUUAUUAGACCUAUGGCUCUCAGAUUUACAAAGGCAAACGUCACACAUCCUGAAUUGAAGGCAACUUUCCAAUUACCAAUUUUGGGUGUUAAAAAGAAUCCACAAUCAUACAUGUAUACAACUUUAGGUGUAAUUACUAAGGGUACAGUUCUUGAAGUCAACGUUUCUGACUUGGGAUUAGUAGCUCCAAAUGGUAAAGUUGUGUGGGGUAAAUAUGCUCAAGUUACAAAUAAUCCAGAAAAUGAUGGAUGUAUUAAUGCUGUCCUUUUGGUGUAAUUUCUUAACUCAUUGGUACAUUGUUGUUUGGAUAAUGGCACCACUGUACUCAUUAAGAGAAGCUUUAUUGAGGAUGAUUUUGAAUCAUGCUUAUUUAACAACUUGCUGAUUAAUUUUCAAUUUUGUACAAAGUAAAUCCUGUCAAAUUAUUUCCU
Messenger RNA from Naegleria gruberi, 942 nucleotides. RefSeq lists its product as uncharacterized. The transcript has a single exon. The coding region runs from base 110 to 787 and encodes 225 amino acids. Gene Ontology annotation, cellular component: preribosome, large subunit precursor; nucleolus. The record is from RefSeq and is a predicted model, not a curated record. Gene Ontology annotation, biological process: maturation of 5.8S rRNA; maturation of LSU-rRNA. Lineage: Eukaryota; Heterolobosea; Eutetramitea; Acrasida; Naegleriidae.